Molecule: messenger RNA, 2972 nt
Organism: Oncorhynchus masou masou (cherry salmon)
Lineage: Eukaryota; Metazoa; Chordata; Actinopteri; Salmoniformes; Salmonidae
Product: epigen-like
Exons: 5
Coding region: 438-953 (171 amino acids)
Biological process (GO): positive regulation of mitotic nuclear division; epidermal growth factor receptor signaling pathway; positive regulation of cell population proliferation
Molecular function (GO): epidermal growth factor receptor binding; growth factor activity
Source: RefSeq, a predicted model, not a curated record
GUCUGUGUGUUUGUCUGUGUGUCUGUGUGUAAGUGUGUGUGUCUGUGUGUCUGUGUGUCUGUCUGUGUGUAAGUGUGUGUGUGUCUGUGUGUAAUUGUGUGUGUCUGUGUGUAAGUGUGUGUCUGUCUGUGUGUGUGCUUUUAUUAUAGCGUGUCAUCUCCUGCCUCCUCGGGCUGCAUACCUGUUGAAUAACUGCCCAAGAGGUGAGGCCUCUGCCUUUGCAUGCAGGUAACCGAGGGCAAUGGGACAGGAAGUGACACGGAAGAAGAUACUCUUUACCUCAGAAUUCUGGUUCUGCCAUUUGUUGUGCAAGUUGUGACAGGGAUGUGUUGAAAGGGCAUAAAGCAGACUGAACUUUCACUGUAAAUCCACACACCUGAAGAGAAGACGAGCUGGAGUUCACUGGACGGCUACAACACACUUAGAAAAAGCACAAGAUGUCAGGACCAAAACAGACUGUGAGGGACUCCACCACUCUGGUUGCAGUGCUCCUCCUCCUCCUCCUCCUCUCCACAGGGAUUCAGUCAGCAAAACAUUCAGACAAACUUCAACCAACACAAUGGACACUCAGCCCGGAUCUUGCAGAACCCAAAAUCUCCACGCUGCCUGUAAACGGUAGUGACAUGGAGGAACGUCGUGUUCUGCGGAUGUCAAGAUCCUGUAAACAUAGGGAUUCUGACUACUGCCUGAACGGACAGUGCAUGUACCCCCCUGACAGCGAUACCCCUGCCUGCAUGUGUGAUGCUUCCUAUAGCGGCGCUCGCUGUGGUCUGUUGGUCCACCAGGCGACACUGUACAAGUCAGCCACAACAGAGGAGGUGAUUGCCAUCUGCGUGGGCGUGGCCAUGUUAGUGUGCUGCCUCGCUGUCGGUCUCUACUGCUGCAUCAAGAGAAGGUGUGAAAAACAGCCCCUUCUCUACAAGACCUACGGUGGCUCGGAGAACUCUGUUUGAGCUCCGUCUUCAUCAUCUCCACCAUCAUCAUCAUCAUCUUCAUCAGCAUCAUAAUUACCAUCAUCAUCACCACCACCAGCAACCUCGUCUUGUUUUGCUGUCCCAAACAAUUCCAUAACCAUAUAUUGACCACAAUGUCUUCCCAUAUCAUAUCAAAUUGAGGCUAUUUAUUGAUAUAUCUAAAAUAAGUUAUAAUUUUUUUUUUUUUAUGUGUAAAUGUAUUUAAUGUGUUUAUUUUUGUUGUGUGUGUAACAAAUGUCUUUCAAAUCCGAUCACUAUUGUCUGAAGAUUGAUUUUCAUAAAGGAGUCAACAUCACUAUUGUACGGGCAGGUCUACACGUUACCUCAUUUAAACCACCAGGUAUCAGAAUUUACAACCGAUUUGAAAAUAUUCCUAAAACAGCAGGGACACUAUCAGUCAGGAUGGUACAAAAUGGCACCAUAUUCCCUAUAUAAGAUAUAUAUAUAUAUAAUCUACCGCCCCGUUUAUACGCUAACAUGCGCCUGUUGUCCCUCGAAAAAUAUGCAAAAUAUUUUUUUUCUUCACAUGACCCUCCCCUUGUACCGUAAAAAGAUUUGCCCCCCCCACCUCACCCACCCACCUCAUAGAAUUUACGACGACAAAAUAACAAUAACGACCCUCUGUUUAUAAAUGGGGAUAUCGACGUUGCCACUUAAGCAUGCAUUCAUCGUUGCAACGCAACGCAGGGCUAUGAGCCAGAGGGUUGAGGGUUUCCCGAACACCACGCGCUCACUCUCCCUGCCUGUUUCAUUAGGCCUACGUCACAGAGCCGUCUGCAGAAAACGAUCAGUUGGGGGGGGAUCUGAUUUUCAACAUUCUGAUGCCAUAUUUAUACUAUGAAAUAUAUGCAGCUGAUUUUCCACCAACAGGUUUCUGUGCCAACGCACCACACAACCAAUAAAGAAAGACUACCGGCUUUGUGCGCUUCAAUAUCCAAGUCGAUUGUGGUGUUGAAAACGAAAAUUGUGUAAAACUCGACAAACAGAAAGGUUUACCCAGGAUCAGAGGCUUGACAAUCUCAGAAAGUCGUUCAACAUUUUGGUGUUUUUGUAACAGCUGUCUCUUUCCAUUCAUCAAAUGGCAGAAUGCAGAGAACAAAGCAGCAAGAAUGGUUUUAUUAAGGUGGAGAUGUGGUUCUACUGUUGAGGUCAUGGGUUGUUUUAAGGUGGAGAUAUGGUUCUCCUGUUGCAGUCAUGGGUUGUUUUAAGGUGGAGAUGUGGUUCUCCUGUUGCAGUCAUGGGUUGUUUUAAGGUGGAGAUAUGGUUCUCCUGUUGCAGUCAUGGGUUGUUUUAAGGUGGAGAUAUGGUUCUACUGUUGCAGUCAUGGGUUGUUUUAAGGUGGAUAUAUGGUUCUACUGUUGCAGUCAUGGGUUGUUUUAAGGUGGAGAUAUGGUUCUCCUGUUGAGGUCAUGGGUUGUUUUAAGGUGGAGAUAUGGUUCUCCUGUUGAGGUCAUGGGUUGUUUUAAGGUGGAGAUAUGGUUCUCCUGUUGAGGUCAUGGGUUGUUUUAAGGUGGAGAUAUGGUUCUCCUGUUGAGGUCAUGGGUUGUUUUAAGGUGGAGAUGUGGUUCCCAAGUUUCAGUCAUGGGUUGUUUUAAGUUGGAGAUGUGGUUCUACUUGUUGCAGUCAUGGGUUGUUUUAAGGUGGAGAUAUGGUUUUACUGUUGCAGUCAUGGGUUGUUUUAAGGUGGAGAUGUGGUUCUACUGUUGCAGUCAUGGGUUGUUUUAAGGUGGAGAUGGGCUCUUCUUGUUGCAGUCAUGGGUUGUUUUAAGGUGGAGAUAAAGUUCUUCUUGUUGCAGUCAUGGGUUGUUUUAAGGUGGAGAUGUGGUUCUCCUGUUGCAGUCAUGGGUUGUUUUAAGGUGGAGAUGUGGUUCUCCUGUUGCAGUCAUGGGUUGUUUUAAGGUGGAGAUGUGGUUCUACUUGUUGCAGUCAUGGGUUGUUUUAAGGUGGAGAUGUGGUUCUCCUGUUGCAGUCAUGGGUUGUUUUAAGGUGGAGAUAUGG